This is a messenger RNA of Thermochaetoides thermophila DSM 1495, 3687 nucleotides long. RefSeq names its product putative DNA repair protein. Lineage: Eukaryota; Fungi; Ascomycota; Sordariomycetes; Sordariales; Chaetomiaceae. The transcript has 3 exons. The coding region runs from base 1 to 3687 and encodes 1228 amino acids. Gene Ontology annotation, biological process: iron-sulfur cluster assembly. The record is from RefSeq and is a predicted model, not a curated record. Gene Ontology annotation, cellular component: cytosolic [4Fe-4S] assembly targeting complex.
AUGGCCGGGGUUCAAUUCAAACAGUGGGCGCUGGAAUAUGUGCUAUCAGAUGAGGAAACUGCCCAGUUGGAACUCGCCAGGAAAGCCGCUAGAGAAAUCGAGAGCUCCCAUGCCAACAGCACUGUGGUGGGAAACUGGGCAGCCUCCAUUCAGCAGUGGAUGUCGCCAGCACAUGAUGACGACCAGCUAGAUGACAUCCAGGCCAGCGGAGGAGGUAAUAUAAUUACCCGUGCCAAAGGUGCGUAUAGCAUGAUGCUGAACAGGCAACCUGAAUACGACUUCAGUUCUGACAGCCUGGGCACCAUUUUUACAGCUCUGAGUUUCUUGUCCAGCACCCUGGAGGCUCUGGAUAAAGGCACCUUGAAAUCAGACCAAGGUAUUCCAGUCUCUCCUGUUCAGUCCUCUUGUGUCAUUCCCUAUGCUGAUUUGCUUUCAGUCCAACGCCUCAUCGGCUUUUUUGGCUCCAUGUUCUCCUAUGACCACAAGGCUGGGAUUACUGCGGCAUCCAAAGCUCUCCGUCAGUUAUCUGCAAUGAAGGGGUUCAAACCUCCCAUGGGAGUCAAGAUCUUGGAGGAUGUCUGCAAAAUCAAGGAGGACUUUCGAUUACAGACAGCUCUUACCAGGCUGGAGGUCUAUGAGCUUUUCCUAAGGCUGCUCCAGGACUCGGCCGUGGCCAGCGAACUGCAACACAAGUAUGGCUCUUCAGCUGGCUUUAUUCUCGAUCUGCUUGAACUUUGUGCGAAUGAGCGAGACCCGAGGAAUCUCAUGACCUGGUUCAAGACCAUCACCGUACUUCUCAAGGACUACGACCUGUCUCCUGAAGUUGCCGAAGAAAUCUUUAAGACCUUCUCUGCGUAUUUCCCCAUAUCUUUGAGGAAUACUACUACCCAGAUAGCUAUAACUGCCGACGACCUCAAGGAAGCCAUACGAUCAUGCUUUGCGGCGCAUCACUGCAUUUCGUCGUUUGUCUUCCCAUUCCUUCUUCAAAAACUUGAUCAGGGAGAUGCCGUCACAGUGGCAGUCAAGCUGGACAUCCUAAAAACGAUGAGGGCUUGCGUUGAGAGCUACGGCAAUCCCCAAAUAAGUCUCGCUCCGUACGUGGAGAAGCUGUGGAACUCGCUGAAAUAUGAGGUCCGGAAUGGGGACGUGAAGGAAACAAUAGAUGCUACCUUGGAUGUGCUUCGGGCUAUCGCCAAACGACUUGAUGGAACAAGCGGCCAAAAGCUCAACGUCUCUUUACUCACAGACUAUGUUGAUCUGGUUAUUAGAGACUGCCGCGAUGACCUCUCUAAACCCUCAUACACCAAGCAAGCCGGACUCCUCCUCAUAACCGUUAUAUGUGCGACUGUGAGGGGCUAUCUGCUCUACAACGCCAGCUUUAUCGACUUCCUGAGGCAGAAUAUUCGACAGCCGAAAUCACCAUCCCAUACUGAUGACCUCCUCCUGUUGUUAAACUCAUUCCUCAAAUCCCGAAUGGAGCUCGUCGUUCAAAGAGGGGAAAAGUACAGGGAAGACCAAGAGAGUUUGAAUUGCGAAGCCCAUACACAUCUCAAAUCUCUUUUCCAUGACAUUUAUCUUCCCAUUUGGUCCAAGAGGGCUGCGGAACCUACUUCUGAGGAAGGUGACGUUCUAAAGAAAGUUGCCGAGGGCCUUGCCAGGCUUGCUACCCAGCAAGUUGUGCAGCCAACCGGCGACAUUGUUCUGCUCAACUCACCUCCAGUAUGCUCGGAGAUCUGCUCUCUCCUCACUGAAGAGCUUAUAAAGGGCUUGGAUAUGAAUCCAGAUGACAGCAAGUCGGAUGACCAUACCCUCGAAGACCAGGUAGUCCUUGCACUACGCACCAUCGUCAUGGUUUACAGAGACGGUUACGCAGAGCUUGUGGCUAGGGCAGUUGCAGAGAUCAGAAAACGGGAUUGGGCCAAUCCAUCACACCAUUCACUCAAUUCAUUGAGAGACCUGCUCUCUCGCUUGAGCUUCAUCGGCUGCUCUAAAAUUCCGGCCCACAUUGCCAUGACUACGCCCUCGAAGAAGCCAUAUUCACCACUUCAGCAUUUCGUCACUUUCGUUGCCAGCCUGCUAGACCUUUUCCCACUCACAAGGCAGGCCCACGAGGAGUGUCUUGCGAACGCGCAUAUUGUUUCCUCACUCCAUGCAGGACUCCUAUGGUUUCGCGACGCAUGCGAUGAGAAGUAUGGCAAUGCUGUUUUCACCUGGGGGUCUACCAACCAAAUCAACCUCAAAGAGAUCCCAGAUGAUUUCUUCACCGCUGUUCACCGUGGGGAUGUGACAUUGGUAUCCCUUUCAGAGAGCAGCCCGAGCGUGUAUCACGAAUUUGUCAAGCUGGGCCUAUUCCUCGUGGUACAUUUGUACCGCUCUGCCACUCUGGGUCCUCGAGAGCUUUGGAGUGAGAGAGCUCUUGUUCAGGUCUCGCAAAUGGCAGCUCUGAUCACACGGAUGCUCAGCAUUGACGAGCAAGUCUCCCUAAAUUUAGCUCAUGAAGCUUUCAACUUUUUCCGGAGACCCAAUGAUGAAGCCGUGGAGAAGAAUUUGUCAUAUGUUUCCUCAGGUCUUUUGACAUUAGGUAUUCUCCAAGGGUUGAGGCCAGAGGCAAUGACCGAACUAGUAAGCUUACUCUCAGUGUACCAAAGUCAGUUGAACAAGGCUAACAGCUCGCAGUAUGCUCUAGGUGGAGUUGCGGAGCAAUUCAUGUGCGAUGCGUGCGACUUGAUGCAACAUCAACAGAAGGCAAGUGAUAUCCGGGGAGCCAUUUGCACAGUCCUCGCCAACAAAUUCAAACCUGGGCCGUCGUUCUCUAACUCAGAGUCUUUGACACUGAACCAAACUUUUGAUUUUUGGGCUGAGUGGAUCAAAAAUGCAACCUCACUGGAGAAGGGCAUCUCGUCGGAGAGCUUCGAGGUCAUUUUGCCGAUUGCCCUCGGUGUCAUUACCGGAUCCAUUGCUCGCCAGGACAAACAUGUUCUUGAUCUGGUUCCUAUCUUGCACCAAGCCAUAUCAAACAAGCAUGCCAAUGGCGAGAUUCUUGCCAAAUCAAUGGGCAUACUUUUCAAACCCAACAACCUCCUUUCACCAGAGUACCAUGCAAUUCUCAAGCGCUUCUAUAGACAAUGGGCCUACUUCUCUAUAACAAAACCUCUUUUCGCACUUGCACAGCCGGCAGCCGCAGAUGGCCACUCUGCUUCUCGUUACCGUAUUGCCAUCAUCUUCAUGGUCGCUAACUGCCCCUUUACCAUCUACCAAGAUGAUUUGGACUCACUGAUACCGCUCCUGAUAACCUCUCUUACCGGUGGCAGCAACAGCAACUCCUUCACAGGAAAAGACGUUGUCUUCACCCAGGCGUUUGCCGCGCUCCAGAUCUUGACUGAGAUACUGGGCAACGGUCCAGAUGCGCUGAAGAGCCAUUUAAGGGAAAUUAUUAACGGGGCAAAAAUGAUCUACUCAAAGUGUUGCGGCAACGUUGGGGAUGAAAAUUUGGCAGCGACGCGUACUCGGUGUCGGAAGUUGGCUCUGCACGUUCUAGGAAUGAUUCCUCUCAAGUUUGAAGAGCGUCAUAUUAUUGCUUACGCGCCGCCAACACAGAGAAUGUUGGCUGUUGCAUGUGGGGAUGCAGUGAGAAAGGUAAGGGAGGUUGCAAGGCAAGCCAGAGCAAGUUGGGCAAAGGUGGCAUAG